CAUCCGCCACCAUGAACAGGAUUCUGGUUUCAAGGCAACUCAGAGCCAGAGCCCCGCAAACGGCCUUGAGCUGGUUCACUUCACUCAAUAUCUCCAGAUCUAUUCAUGGGGUACCCUUUGCAACCGUUGAAGUGGAAGAGAUAUCGGGUUCACAGCCUGCUGAAGUUCUCAACUUGGUGCAGGGUAAAUGGAAGAACACUAAUAGAUGGAACACAAUUUUGGAUCCUUUAAAUGGGGAGCCAUUCAUUAGAGUUUGCGAAGUUGAUGAAACAGGAAUACAGCCGUUUGUGGAGAGCUUGUCCAAGUGCCCCAAACAUGGUCUUCACAAUCCAUUCAAAGCACCAGAGAGGUAUCUUAUGCUUGGGGACAUAUCUGCAAAGGCAGGUCACAUGCUUUCCUUGCCGAAGGUUUCUGAUUUCUUCACAAGAUUAAUACAAAGGGUUGCUCCAAAGAGUUACCAGCAGGCUUCUGGUGAAGUUUAUGUCACUCAAAAAUUUCUUGAGAAUUUCUCCAGCGAUCAGGUCCGCUUCCUUGCAAGAUCUUUUGGGGUGCCUGGAAAUCAUCUUGGACAGCAAAGUCAUGGUUUCCGUUGGCCUUAUGGUCCUGUUGCAAUCAUUACCCCCUUUAAUUUUCCACUAGAAAUUCCUGUACUUCAGUUGAUGGGUGCACUUUAUAUGGGUAACAAACCAGUCCUCAAAGUUGAUAGUAAGGUAAGCAUUGUUAUGGAGCAAAUGAUGAGGCUGCUUCAUUACUGUGGGCUACCGACAGAGGAUGUUGACUUCAUAAAUUCUGAUGGGCAGACAAUGAACAAGCUACUAUUAGAGGGAAAUCCACGAAUGACCCUUUUCACUGGUAGCUCAAGAGUGGCAGAUAAGUUGGCUGGCGACCUGAAGGGUCGUGUUAAGUUGGAAGAUGCAGGAUUUGACUGGAAGAUUUUAGGGCCUGACGUUCAUGAGGAAGACUAUGUUGCAUGGGUCUGUGAUCAGGAUGCAUAUGCAUGUAGUGGUCAGAAGUGCUCUGCACAAUCGAUGCUCUUCAUCCAUGAGAACUGGUCUAAGACGUCACUUCUAUCCAAAAUGAAAGAUCUGGCUGAGAGAAGGAAUUUAGAAGAUUUAACCAUUGGCCCUGUCCUUACAUUCACGACCGAAGCAAUGCUAGAACACAAGAAUAAAUUACUUCAGAUACCAGGUUCAAAGGUACUCUUUGGGGGCGAACCUUUAACGAAUCAUUCCAUUCCACCCGUAUAUGGUGCUAUAGAACCUACGGCCAUUUUUGUUCCACUUGAAGAAAUACUGAAGGACAAGAACUAUGAACUCGUAACAAGAGAAAUUUUUGGGCCAUUUCAGAUUGUUACCGACUAUAAGAACGAUCAACUCCCACUGGUGUUGGAUGCUCUAGAGAGGAUGCAUGCACAUUUAACAGCUGCUGUCGUUUCAAACGAUCCACUGUUUCUACAGGAAGUUAUUGGGAACACGGUAAACGGAACUACUUAUGCUGGACUGAGAGCAAGAACAACCGGAGCUCCACAGAAUCACUGGUUUGGACCGGCUGGAGACCCGAGGGGAGCUGGCAUUGGGACCCCAGAAGCAAUAAAGCUGGUGUGGUCUUGCCAUAGAGAAAUCAUCUACGAUGUUGGUCCAGUGCCAAAGCAAUGGCAAACUCCACCUUCUACCUGAGAGCGUCAUUAGUACUCGAAG
This is a messenger RNA of Malus domestica (apple), 1697 nucleotides long. RefSeq names its product delta-1-pyrroline-5-carboxylate dehydrogenase 12A1, mitochondrial-like. Lineage: Eukaryota; Viridiplantae; Streptophyta; Magnoliopsida; Rosales; Rosaceae. The record is from RefSeq and is marked provisional. Gene Ontology annotation, molecular function: L-glutamate gamma-semialdehyde dehydrogenase (NAD+) activity; aldehyde dehydrogenase (NAD+) activity. Gene Ontology annotation, cellular component: mitochondrion.